Molecule: messenger RNA, 1398 nt
Organism: Arxiozyma heterogenica
Lineage: Eukaryota; Fungi; Ascomycota; Saccharomycetes; Saccharomycetales; Saccharomycetaceae
Gene: KKQ8
Product: putative serine/threonine protein kinase KKQ8
Exons: 1
Coding region: 1-1398 (465 amino acids)
Biological process (GO): protein phosphorylation; intracellular monoatomic cation homeostasis; intracellular signal transduction
Cellular component (GO): cytosol
Molecular function (GO): protein serine/threonine kinase activity; ATP binding
Source: RefSeq, a predicted model, not a curated record
AUGCAUAGAGCUUGCGGUAAAUCUGAUACUACUUUACAACCUAGUAAAAAUACGGAAAUUCUUUAUGAAUUCAAAGGUUUCCAAUAUUUUUCAAAUGGUAAACACAACCACCGUAUCAAUUCUAUAUCUAAAAUUAAUAAUCCUGAUUGUAACAAAAUAAAUAUUAGUAAAUUUUUAAAUAAAAAUAUGAGAAUUUUUAGGUUAUUGAGAUCAUAUUGUAAAAAAUUUCAAACAAAUAAUAUUGAAAAUUCAGUUUCACUUUUACCUUAUUCUAAUUUUAGUUCACCAGAAUUUUUAGAUUCUAUACCAAAAGUACUCGAUCCAAAUGCGUUUAUAAAUGUAAAACAAUUACAAUUAAUUGCCUUAUUAUCUGAAAGAAUGAAAUGUGACCCUCAUAAUUACAAGGAUUUAGUAUUAUUUGAUCAAUGGAAAAACAGACCUUCAAAUAAUAAUAAAUGUAUAUUUAAAUUUAGAUAUGGAAAUUUGCUAAGUGAUAUAGAACAAAGAGGAUCUUCUAGGCAUAUAAUGCUCUUUUCCAAAAAAAAAAUAAAUGAAAUAGAUUUUGAAAACUCACAUUUUACAUAUUGUAAUGAUGGCAACAUCUUUUAUGCAAUAAAAGAAUUCAAGAAUAAAAAUCCAGAGAAAUCUUUUGAAAGCUAUCGUAGAGGUAUUAUAUCUGAAUUUAUUAUUGGAAAUUGCUUUUUUGGAAAAUGUGCCAACAUUGUUAAUAUUUUUGAUAUAAUGGAGGUAAAUGAUUCCAGAUAUGUACAGGUUAUGGAAUUAUGUCCUUCAGGUGAUCUUUAUGAAUACGUUAAAACUUAUACUAAAAUAAAUAAAAAGAUCCACGUCAUUGAAGCAGAUUGUUUUAUGAAACAACUUUUAAAUGGCGUUUCCUAUAUGCAUACACAUGGAAUUGCACAUUGUGACAUUAAAUUGGAGAAUAUUCUUUUUUACCCAAACGGUUUAUUGAAAUUGUGUGAUUUUGGGAAUAGUACAGUAUUUCAAACGGCAUGGGAAUCUAAUGUUCAUGAAGAAAAAACUAUUCUUGGAACACAACCAUAUUUGGCUCCAGAAGAAUUCAAGAAAAAACCUUAUGAUCCAAGAAUUUCUGACUGUUGGAGUUGUGGGAUGGUAUAUAUAACGAUGAUUUUAGGUCAUUAUAUAUGGAGAAAAGCAUCACUUUCUGAAGAUUUAUCUUUUAAAAAAUUUCAUAAUGAAAUGGAAAGAACUGGAAUGUUCCAUAUUUUUGAAGAGUUAACUCAUAUAUAUCCAAUUAAAGAGUUAACUCGUAAGGAAGCUCUUUAUAGAAUAUUUGAUCAAAAUCCAACAAGUCGAAUUACUGUUCUUCAAUUAAUAAAUACUUCGUGGGUAAAAGGAAUUAAUUGUUGCCAAGAUUAA